UGAUCAACCGAAUGUGCUGGGGUGGUACCCUGAAAGGAAAAGAAGGGUUGUGUUUUGUUGCGAUAUAUGUGACUUUAAGUUAAAUUGUAUUUGGAAAUAACCUGAAGAAAAGUUAUAAAGUAAGGAACAAAAAGUUGCAAGUAUGGGUGAGCCACAGCAGGUCAGCGCCCUUCCCCUGCCGCCGAUGCAGUACAUCAAGGAAUAUACAGAGGAGAAUGUUCGCAAGGGCCUUGCGCCUCCGCCCCCUGCUCCUGUCAAGGACAGCUACAUGAUGUUUGGCAACCAGUUUCAGUGUGACGAGCUUAUUAUCCGCCCCUUAGAGAGCCAAGGCAUUGAGCGUCUUUACCCUUUGCAGUUUGAUCACAAGAAAGAACUGAAGAAACUGAACAUGUCAAUCCUUGUCAACUUUCUGGACCUCUUAGACAUCCUUAUUAAAAGCCCAGGAAGCAUCAAAAGAGAAGAGAAGCUGGAAGAUCUCAAGCUGCUCUUUGUGCACAUGCAUCAUCUCAUAAAUGAGUACCGGCCUCACCAAGCCAGAGAGACGUUGCGGGUCAUGAUGGAGGUACAGAAACGACAGCGGCGAGAAACGGCGGAACGCUUCCAGAAGCAUUUAGAAAGGGUGCUGGAAAUGAUCCAAGGCUGUCUAGCGUCUCUUCCAGAUGACUUGCCCCAGUUGGAGGGUGCAGCCGGGGGAGCCGUGAAACUGAAAAGCAAACCCAUGGAUGUGGAUGAGGUGAUUGAACAGAUGGACAAAGAGAAGGAAACGGUCUCCACAAAAAAGGAUCAACUUUGUGACAAAGAUGCAGCAAUGUGUAGCAUCAUUGAUGAGAUGACAUAACUGCAUGUGAAUAGUUCUGUGCUCUUAAGCUAGUCUGUAAAAACAAUCUCUUCCCAUGCAAUUCAAAAGGGAAAUACUUUACGUUUCCAUCAACGGAUUUCUUUAAAAAAAAAAAAAAAACUUUACUGUCAGUUAAAGGACAUUUAAAACUGACAUUAUGUGAGAAGAAAGAGGGAGGAAAGUUAGUGUUGUGCAGAUAAACAGCAGUUUUUCUUUGGAGCAUAGACCAUUCAGUUAAAAUGCUGUUCCCUUGAAGUUCAGUAGAAAGUCAGAAUUGUUUUUACAAACCUUGAUUAGCACAAAUCUGGAACUACCUUACCUUUAACAUUAGGCAGUCCAAUAUAUGUGUAGUCCCGCCAGUGACCAUGAGAGAUGAUCGAUGACAAAUGUGUCAACAAUUCUGCAUAUAAAUCAAGGUUUGGCUUAGACUAGAUUUUCCACAUGAGGCCAUACAAAUGGUAACUGUGGAAAAAACGGCCCUUGAACUACCUUACCUUUGACAUUAGGCAGUCCAAGAUUUGUGCUAAUGUGUCAAGUACCAAAAACAGUAGCUAAACUUGUACUGGCAUUUGAAUUGUGGGGUUCCCAUCAGUCAAGCAUAGCAAAUAAUGUUCUAUUCUCUUUGCACUGCAUGGCAUAAAGAAACUGUUCACUAGAACUAGGCCCUCAUGAGCUUUUCCAGGUCGUCAAUAGCAUGUUAUAUGCUGUAGGUAAAUUGUGUUCCCUCAAUUAGCAGCAUAUUCAAAACCCAGCACACAAAUAUAUGCAGAGGCCUUUUUGUAUCAGUAUGUUUGGAGGCAGUGGUUGUGGAUUUUAGACAAUAAUAAAAUAAAAACUAAAAAUGUUAAUGUGUUGGCACCCUACAGUUUUGUUUUUUGUUUUUGCAAGUAGGAAAAACAAUUCAAGACUUGCCUCUUGGGGAAUACAGCUUUAAAUAGUGUUAAGGGGUUUUCUUUCUCAAAUGUAACAUAUAUUUAAUGAAAAAAUAACACAAUUUUUAAAUUUCACUGUGUGUCUAAAAGUCAAAAACAGAACCUUAUAAACCAAAAUGCAUCUUUCUAUUUUUCAAGCAGUCAGCAGGAUGCUAUGUAAUGGUAAGGUAAGGCAGAGAAUGUGUUCAGUCGACUAUGCUAUGGCUGUUUUCUGACCUUAAACUUUAUUUCAGAACCACAAAUGUAUUUAGUUUUCAGUACCAUUUGUGUAAAGGACAAUUUUUCUACAACCAGGAAUCGCUAUAUAAAAAAAUAAAAUAAAAAAUUUAUUUUCUUCCAGAAAAGUUUUUAUGAAAAAUCAGUUGUUUAGACAUUUCAGAAGUCUUGUUUUUUGUGUAUAUAAACUAUUCUAUGUUUGUGUGUUUUUUCUGUUAUCAAAUUUGUUUAAUAAAACGCGUGAAAUUCAAUGUAUAGUGUUUAUUAGGAUUACUAAUUGCCUUGAGGAAUGUUUGCAUCUUAAACAUAACAUUAAAAAAAAACUACAGGAAUGCACAAUACUUUUUCUACCCCCAACAACAGUUCAAAGUGGCAUACUGACUCAGUACUUCAGACAACCAACUG
Polyodon spathula (Mississippi paddlefish) is the source of this 2391-nucleotide messenger RNA. RefSeq names its product mediator of RNA polymerase II transcription subunit 7-like. Gene Ontology annotation, molecular function: transcription coregulator activity. The transcript is spliced from 2 exons. Bases 143 to 838 code for a protein of 231 amino acids. Gene Ontology annotation, cellular component: mediator complex. Gene Ontology annotation, biological process: regulation of transcription by RNA polymerase II. The record is from RefSeq and is a predicted model, not a curated record. Lineage: Eukaryota; Metazoa; Chordata; Actinopteri; Acipenseriformes; Polyodontidae.